Python bivittatus (Burmese python) is the source of this 727-nucleotide messenger RNA. RefSeq names its product SUB1 regulator of transcription (gene SUB1). Gene Ontology annotation, molecular function: transcription coactivator activity; DNA binding. Lineage: Eukaryota; Metazoa; Chordata; Lepidosauria; Squamata; Pythonidae. Gene Ontology annotation, biological process: positive regulation of transcription initiation by RNA polymerase II. The record is from RefSeq and is a predicted model, not a curated record.
GGGGUUUGCCACAAACGUCACUUCCGUUUUUCCAGUAGUGCUGGGACUACCCGAGAGGCAAGGAGACGUUAGCAAGACCGGAGUGGAAGGACGCGAGUGGAAUAAACAAGCCUGUGAGGCAAGUGGAGCAGAGAGAGUGGCUGGUCCAAAGUCACCCAAAUGCCUAAAUCAAAGGAACUUGUGUCUUCAAGCUCAUCUGGCAGUGAUUCAGACGCUGAUACAGCGCAUGCGAAUCAUCUGCUGUCGGAAAAAAGGAAAAAACAAGCAGCCCCAGAAAAGCCUGUAAAGAAACAGAAGACUGGUGAAAGUUCCAGAGGUGCAGCCUCCUCCGUGCAGAGUAGCAACAGAGAUGAGAAUAUGUUUCAGAUUGGUAAAAUGAGAUAUGUCAAUGUACGAGAUUUCAAAGGUAAAGUCCUAAUUGAUAUUAGAGAAUACUGGAUGGAUCAAGAAGGUGAAAUGAAACCUGGCAGAAAAGGCAUCUCUCUAAAUCCAGAACAGUGGAGCCAGCUGAAGGAACAGAUUACUGAUAUUGAUGAAGCAGUAAGAAAACUGUAAAGAUGAGCCAUACAGAAACUCUACUGUUAUAGGUUUAAGUAGUCUUUUUACAUUGGCAUUCGUUUUUCUAAACUAUUUGUUUUCCAAGCUAUUGUAUAUUUGGAUUGCAAACAAUUUGUAAGAUGGAAUGCUUUUUUUAAUGUGCAUUAAAAGUGUAUUCUGAGUGAAGUUA